AACUGUUUGGUUACCCACAAAAUAUCUUCUUUUAUGUUCAACAGAAGAAAGAAAGUCAAAGUUUUGUAACAACAUUGACUUGAGGGUGAGUAAAUUGUGACAGAACUACCCCUUAAAUAUGCACAGAACUGUUUUACUGCCCAAAAGGUUAUUUAUAAGUGAAAAGUUUGUUCAGAUUAUUAAAAUGUUCUUCACACUUAGAAAAAAAAUCAUUUCUGUUCAUUGAAAAGGUUUGGCGAGUCCAAGAUGGUUACCUUGAGGUUAAUUAGGAUUUGGUAAUGUUAUUGUAUAAAAUAAAAUCCCUUUUCUACUUAACUUUGAAUUAUCAUAGUCCAUAGUUCACAUAUUUUAAUCCUCUCCAAUGUGACUAUCACAGACAGAUUAACAACAUAUUUUAAGGACAAUGUGACCUGCAUGUAUAAAACACACAAAUAUUACUGUUCUUUGUUUGAUCAUAAAAAAAAAUAAAAAUUUCAUCAAUGCAUUACUUUCUGUUAUAAAUUAUGAAAACAUGUUAUCGUGUCUCAUCAAUUAUUUAUAUAAUUUCUGUAAUUGAGUGUUCAUGUCCUUCCUCUGCUGGCACUAUUUUAGAAGUGUAUUGACUUUGAGAAUUUCUCCUGACCCUGGUAGGCAGCGCGUGCGUCCACAGAGAAACGCUGACGCAGAUCAGGACUCGGGCAUUCAAUUGAUGGAGUGUGAUAAGGCCUUUUGGGGCAUACUAAUAAGUCAUCUUGAGGUGGAAAUUCAAAACAUGAGCUGCAACCUCUCAAAUGCAACCAAAGAUGAACACGAUUCAGCGAUAACGGUGUUGGCUGAUAUUUUGUAUCAAUUAGUCAAAUAUUUCUGUGCUAAUGUACUUGAGAAAGAUAUCUGCUGAGUAAUAUUAGUAUCUACAUGCAGAAUUGCAUUUAUGAUAUUGUGUAUUUUUCUCUCUUUAACAAAAAAAAGAUUUUGCUCUAUAUUAUUCCCAUUAUAAAUUGUUUUAUUUUAUUACACUAAAAUUAGCUUUGUUUAUCAUAAAUGGUCCUUUAACAAAAAUAAAAGAUUACAAGGCAGUCAACAUGCAAGAAAGCACACUGAAAAGGAACUUACUGUUUUGCAAUAAAGCACAAGGACCCCUAGUGGAAGUCAUGGGUAAGUCAGUGUAGGAAGAACCAUUGAGAAGAUGUAUAAGUGCUUGAUAUCGUGACGCGCUCCAUUCGGUGUGAGCUGAGUGAGAGCACAGGAGCUUCUCCACCUCUAGGACUCUCCUUUACACCUACUCUGCCAGCAGCUUGACAACCUCGUGAAAUGGAUAAUAAUUUUCACAGUAGAGGUUAAAAACAGCUGAGGUAUCACCACCAAGCAGCAAAGGACUUUCCUUGUUCCUGGAGAUCCUUGUCUUUCCACCUGUUAAGUUAAAGGGUAGCCUAUGUACAGGCUGAUUAUGCCCGAGGAAAUCUAAUCAGUUCUCUGACAUUUGUGGAGAAGAAGGCCUGCGCUUUUUGGCACCAUGGAGGACAUCUUAAAGGAUCAAGACUUCUGGUCCUUCAAUGAGUCAUCUAGAAACUCCAGCGUCAACAAUGAAACUUACGGAGUGAACCAGACGGUGAACCCGCUGAAGCGGAAUGAAGAGGUGGCAAAAGUGGAAGUCACUGUAUUGGCCUUGGUGCUCUUCUUGGCACUCACUGGUAACCUUUGUGUCCUUGUUGCAAUCCACACGGCCAAGCACAGUCAAUCUCGCAUGUACUACUUCAUGAAGCACCUCAGCAUUGCAGAUCUGGUCGUGGCUGUCUUCCAGGUACUUCCUCAACUCAUCUGGGACAUAACAUUUCGCUUUUAUGGACCAGACAUCCUGUGCAGGUUGGUGAAAUAUCUUCAGAUUGUUGGGAUGUUCGCCUCCACGUACAUGCUGGUGCUGAUGUCCAUAGACAGAUGUAUGGCAAUCUGCCAGCCCCUUCGUUCUUUACACAAGCGAAAGGACCGCUGUUAUGUGAUUUGUUCUUGGGCACUAAGCUUACUUUUCAGCAUCCCACAGGUUUAUAUAUUUUCCUUACGGGAGGUGGGUUCAGGAGUAUAUGAUUGCUGGGGAGAUUUCGUGCAGCCGUGGGGAGCGAAGGCAUACAUUACAUGGAUUAGUCUGACAAUAUACAUCAUACCAGUGGCCAUUCUGAGCGUCUGCUACGGACUGAUAAGUUUUAAAAUAUGGCAAAACUUUAAAAGGAAGACGAAGAAGGACCAGUGUAUCACUCUCACACCCAAGGCAUCGAAAGGCAGCACACUCACGCGGGUCAGCAGUGUCAAACUCAUCUCCAAGGCCAAAAUCACCACUGUUAAAAUGACCUUUGUUAUCGUACUGGCUUAUAUAGUGUGCUGGACUCCGUUUUUCUCCGUACAGAUGUGGUCAGCAUGGGAUCCUGAAGCACCAAGGGAAGCAAUGCCCUUCAUCAUUUCCAUGUUGCUGGCCAGUCUGAACAGCUGCUGUAACCCCUGGAUCUACAUGUUUUUUGCUGGGCAUCUUUUCCAUGACCUGAAGCAGAACCUGCUGUGCUGUUCCACUCUCUAUCUGAAGUCCUCUCAGUGCCGGUGUGAUCCGGAGCAGGAUUCCCGUAAGAGCAACUCCUCCACCUACGUCAUCAAAAGUACCAGCAGCCAGCGAAGUAUCACCCAGACCUCUGUCACAUAAACCAGACAUACCUCAAAACCAGCUUUUCACAUUUUUGAAAGCCAGACAAAGGACAGGAAAUCUAAAAUAUAAACCCACACAAUACUGCAAAUGUCACAAUCAGUUUGCUUCAGCUGUGUUUUCGUUUGGGAAUUAUUUAGAAUGUAAUUUUAGUUACUCCACUUCGUUUUCUUAUCUCUGAGGACUUUGAGCAGCAGUAAUCUAUUCCUUACCUUUUUCUAGACAUUACAGAAGGAAUGUCAUUCAAUUCCAGACCAUGUUUAUGUUCUAUUUACAUUUAGUCACACGUCAUUUGAAUUGCUAUCUGAUUGUGCAUGCGCAUUCACUUUGGUGCACAUAAACGUGUCAUGGUGGGCACCAAAAUUGGCUGCACUUGAUGUGGCUCAUAAAAACAGGAUGUGGCUGAAUUAUCUUCGACAAUACAAAAGAUAACCGUAAUGUGCUGCAUUCUGUUUGGGGCUCACAAAACCGCCAUGACACAGAUAUGUUUAGGAGGAGCAAAGUUUGCAUUCAUGGCCUCAACAACCAGAUGGAUUUACUCUUGGCUGAGUCUCAAACCAACAGAUCGGAUUUCUGUCAUGCUUAAAUGUCUUAGAGUGUCCAAGUGUAAAUAUCCCCGAUAUGAUGUAAACAUGCAAAAACCACUAAACCGUAAAGGGAUAGUUCACUCAAAAAUUAAAACUCAUCAUUUACUGAUCCUCAUGUCUCCCCUUUAUGAAAAAAGCAGUGAAAAGUAAUAAAAUUUUCACUUAUUGUCAAAAAUCAAGUUUGACUUACUUUGCAUUGAAGACGUCAGCAGGGUUAUAUCAUUUUACGGGUUAAAAGGAAGCAACUGUCCCUCACUACACAAAACAGUUCACAUAUGGAGGUUAACAAAACACAGAUGGAAACAAGAUUGUUGAUGACAUAUAUGAAGUGUUUCUUCUGAAACCUAAUGAGAAACAUGGCCAGUUGCUCUUUUUAAUGAACUUUACUUUUCAAAAGAGAAUACUUUUGUUUGUUUUAAGAACACGAGCACUUUUCAUUUUUGGCACAUACAUGUUGUUGUUGUUAUCACUGUUCUUUAUCAUUUCACAUGUACAUUUUACUGUCAUGCCCAAAGGACCACAUCUCUUUGCAAAAUGUUUCUGCAAUGCAAUAUGGUAAUUAAAUAUGACAAACACCCAUUUGUUUUCAAAAAGUCAAGGAGUGAUUGUUUACUCCUUCACUUUUAUGGAUGCUUGUCUAGUAAGAGAGAGUGUUUGUAAUCAAUGAGAUUAAAAUGUUUAUUCCAGUUACAUAUUUUGCUUAAUAUCGCUCUAAAAACUUUGAUUUCUGCCUGUUUGUUGCUUCAUCUUUAUAAAAUAUUUGAAAAUAUCCUUGUUUACAAGAAAUUUCACAUAAUUGUUUAUGACUGCUGCAAGAUUAGAAGGAUAAAGAAAAUGAUAAAGGCAGUAUUAACAGCAGAAAAUAUUUAUUUUAAAAGGUUUAAAUACACUAUUCACUGAAACGCUUGUUACUUCCCAUUUAAAAAGCUACUGAUUUUUCCUCCUGGAAAAU
Cyprinus carpio (common carp) is the source of this 4204-nucleotide messenger RNA. Its product is annotated as oxytocin receptor A-like. Lineage: Eukaryota; Metazoa; Chordata; Actinopteri; Cypriniformes; Cyprinidae. Gene Ontology annotation, cellular component: membrane. Gene Ontology annotation, biological process: maternal process involved in parturition; regulation of systemic arterial blood pressure by vasopressin; positive regulation of vasoconstriction. The record is from RefSeq and is a predicted model, not a curated record. Gene Ontology annotation, molecular function: oxytocin receptor activity; vasopressin receptor activity; peptide binding.